Molecule: messenger RNA, 912 nt
Organism: Suillus fuscotomentosus
Lineage: Eukaryota; Fungi; Basidiomycota; Agaricomycetes; Boletales; Suillaceae
Exons: 6
Coding region: 1-912 (303 amino acids)
Source: RefSeq, a predicted model, not a curated record
AUGUUUGUACUUGCUUGCCCCUCUGCUUCAAGUUUGGGAUUCAAGAAAGACGCUAAGAUGAAACAUAUUCAGCUGACCCAUAGCUCUCAGUUCCAUGUGGCACCUUCGGCAAUGACUCAGUUUUGGCACAAGGUCUUUGAAGAGGACGUUGGCAGGGUAAAAGUAUCAGUGUUAAUUGUUUUGCCUCUCGACUUUAAUACAAUUUGGCUCGUUUAUGCACACAUUCUACUAAAACCACACAUUUCCGCUCACAUCACACCAGCACCUUCACAUCUGGCAGUAAUCGCUGCACCUCCCACAUUAGCCACAGCGGACGCUGUACCUCUCGCGCAUACACCUCAGCCACAACCGCCACCAAGACCAGCGCCCACCAUGCCCACCCACUUCCAGCAAGCCCCAGUGCCAAGCACACACGUCCGGUACACGCCAACAAGUGCUGACACGACUCAGACGUUGACGAAUGGGAGCAAGGAGAAGGAAAAUGGAGCAGUUGGGAAGAGGAAGUGGACGAAUGGACAGAAGGCAGGAAGAAAUGGGGAAGUUGGAAGCAGGAAACAGUUUGCAGGAAACAGUUUGCAGGACACAGAAGUACUCAGUACCACGGGCGCGCCAUUCACGCACGCCACAUCACCGGCGCUUAUUCUGGCACACCCAUCAUUCACACCACCAUCACCAUCACUCGCACCUCGGUUAGCUUGGACUAUGCAGCCCAUGCUGCCACCAUCAACCACAGCCCUCACUUCGCCAUUCACAACCGCAUCCAUCUCAAUGUGCCCCACACCAUCAGCGCAUGUUUGCGUGCCACUAGCAACACCCAUACCACUCGCACCCCCCAUCCAUCGCCAGCACACGCCAUCUCUGAGCGUUCAACCCAAUGAUACACUGGCAAGUGCCAACGACGAAGUGAUGUGA